Messenger RNA from Anopheles funestus (African malaria mosquito), 3311 nucleotides. Its product is annotated as transmembrane protein 245. The transcript has 7 exons. The record is from RefSeq and is a predicted model, not a curated record. The coding region runs from base 271 to 2889 and encodes 872 amino acids. NCBI's taxonomy places the organism in Eukaryota, Metazoa, Arthropoda, Insecta, Diptera, Culicidae.
UGUGACAGCGGUUUGUUAUGAUUUCAUCGCUAAAAAUACCGUUUUUCCAGCGGUGCAAAGUUUGUUUGGCCUUGGUGCGUGACGAAUAUGUGCCGUGUGUUUUCCUUCGUGCAAAUCAACCUCAUCUUACACACCCUUUAGAAGCAACUCGCUAGCCAUGAAAUAAUCGAACCCAUCAGUGCUUAACAGCAUUCGUUUACAGCAAGAAAACAAAUGCACAGGCUACGGCGUUAGUUCUUUCUGUGCAGCACACGUCGAUCGGGGUGCAAAAUGAGUACCCGGCCAAGCCCCGCUCCAUUUAAACGAUCGAUCGAUGGAUUGUUCAACGUGUGGCUUAACCUACGAAAUCAAGGGCAUGAAAAACCGCUCCGUAACGCACUGUACAAUGUGCUCGUGGUCGGCGUGAUCGCGGUCGUCAUCGGUGUAACACUCGUGCUGGCCCCCUUCUUUAAGCCACUCCUGUGGGCAUUUUUGUUCGGCGCGGUACUGUUUCCGGCGAAGAAACAUCUAUCCGCUUCGCUGAAGCGUUGGAUCGAGCGGAUCGAGAAGGAUGACAAAUACCUGUUGCUUGGUGUGGUGGGCGCUCCUCUGUGCUGGGUGGAUUCACUGGGAGAGUUUCUUACCAGCUGGUUAAAGGACCAUCUGAAGAUAAUAACGGGGCUAGUCGGUGGGCUAGUUACGUUGCGUUUCAUACUGUGGCUAACGCCCAGUGAGGUGUUUUUCUCAAUAUGGAACUUUAUCGUGUGGAUUCACUCGCUGUUCCGAACGCUGCUGGGUUCGCUCUCGCUCCAAAUGGUGGUCGUAAUAUUGGUGGUGUACGUCGUAAGCGUAUACUUCCUCUGGACACCGGACCAUUCCAUGCCGUUCCUGGUGAUUGGCCAGUUUCUGUGGAUGGUUAUCGUUGGGUAUGGUAGCAGUUUUCUCGGAGCGCUACAGGUGCCCGUAUUUCUCGGCCUACUCAUGUACGGGCUGAUCGGAUUGAUAUACAACCUGCAAAAAGAUGAACGCAACGUGCGCUUCAUCGACAAGUGGCAUAGCUUGCUAGACGUUACUAGCUACAGGCUGGAGGACUCUAUGCUCGCCACAAAUCCGGCCCAUUUGGAAGGAUCGCGUAUUGAGGAGAUUAAAGCAAAGCUGCGGCUUGACGUCACGGCGACGCCACAGCUUUCCAGCACGAUGAACGAACCGCUCGGCCACGGAACUACCUACCCACCCAGUAUGCUGAGCAACGUGGAAUCGCUCGAAAGUGACACAUAUUUUCGGCUGCUGUUUUACGCCUGCGGUGCAACACUGGUUUGGAUGCACACGUGGCUGCUGUUUCUCGGCUGCAUCCCGAUUUUUCUACACAUCAUACGGAGAGCGGCCGAAUUUCUGGGCAUCAUUGCGUACGUGUCGCAAAAGUCGCAUCAGUACUGGCAGGCGCUUAAGCUGUGGCUGUUCCCGCGCCAUGCGGCACUGCUGCCGUUAUGCUUGCCAGGAAUAUUGCGGCUUAACACCAACAUUCAUCGCUACGCAUGUGCCAAACUGCGCUCGUACAUCGAUGACAUCACGUCGAUCGUAAUGAUAGGCUUUCUGAUCGUGAUCGUAAUGCUAAUCAGCGUGUUUGCGUUUGCACAAAUCUACUCGGAAGCGAUUGCCGUCGCACAGCUUGGAUCGAAUCUCGUCAACCGCACCCUGAUACACCGACCGGAACUGAUAGAAAUGUUGCCAAUCGAUAUGCAAUCAAUGGAUAACAUUAUCGACAAUGCGUACAAAUACGGUCGCUCUCACAUCGAGCAGUAUGUGGAUGGUAUCUUCAACGAUACCGAUCCGACCCAGGCGAUCAAGCUGAAGAUGCAGAUCCUAAGCGUUUGGGAUCGGUUGAUACAAAGCUGGAUGGAUCGUAGCAAUGGUGAAGGCAUGGUUGGGCCACGUGUUCCCGCACAGGCAAUACGUAUGACGAUCGACGAAAUUUUUAUAAACCCCAUUACGAAGGCAGGUCUGAUUGGCUUCAUUAAGAGCAACUUUGGUAUGCUUUGGGAGGUGGCCGAUUCACUGUGGAUGCUGUUAAGAACAAAUCUGACACUGCUACUGUCCGCUGUUGGCACGCUUGUAUCGGCCAUCCUUGGCGGUGGUCAUGCGGUUUUGAAAUUUUUAUUCCAUACGAUCAUUUUCUUUACGACACUUUUUUAUCUGCUACAAAGCAGCCAAGAUCGUUACGCACCGACGGCAAUUACCAUCAACAAUUCGUGGGGACCCCGUAUCAUACAGGCGUUGGAAGAUUCUAUAUCGAGCGUAGUCGUGGCCACGCUAAAGCUGGCCCUAUUUCAUGGGCUGUUUACCUGGCUCACGCACACCGUGUUUGGGGCGCACAUCGUUUAUCUGCCGGCUGUGCUGGCAUCGAUUUUAGCGGCCGCCCCAUUCCUGGAAACGUACUGGUGCAGUGCACCCGCCUUUCUCGAUCUGUGGUUAUCGCAGGACCGGUUCUGGCUUGGUAUCACCUUGGUGAUGAUACAUUUUAUCGUCCCGUCCAAUUUUAAUCCGAUCAUUCACUCGGAGAUAAAAGGGGGAGGUCAUCCGUACCUGACGGGUUUGUCAAUUGCUGGCGGAAUGUAUUUAUUCGGCUUGGAAGGUGCAUUGCUGGGACCGCUGUUACUUUGUUUGCUGGUUGUUUUGUUUGAAGUUACCAUUAGCGCUAUCCGAGAUAGCCCGGCCACGCCGCAGACUAGAAAAUCAAGCCUAGAUACAAACAACGACAUUUAUUCUCCCGCGACGACCAAACCAACGACCGGUCCAUCGGCAGCUUAUUUGAUACGGACCAAAGAUGGCAAGUUUUUAAACUCACCAUUGGCAAUGAACUGCACCGCAUCUCCCACGUGCAUGACUGUCCGUGGCACACCGUUACACUGAACGCCCCAGACAUGCUACAUAACACUUCUGCUUCUAUUGUCACGCUCUAACACAUGUUCGAUCAUUCUAUGUCAUUACGCAUUACAUCUUUCAUACAUCUUUUCACCUGAGCAAAAUUGGUUAGAUGUCACUGUAUGUUUUAUGCUUGUAUCCUUCAUUCCUCCCUCCCAUUCACACGUCACACGGUGUGCAUGUAAUCUGCAUCCCCCGUCUUCCCUUCGCUUAUGCGCAUCGCCGCUCGUACGAUCAUCAACAAUUGGUAACAACGAUGUUGCGGAUCGUGCUCAGCAACAACUUCCGGUAUGCAGCAUUCCAGGAGCAGAUGAGCGCGGACGGACGUGCUGCGGUGCCGGUGGCAUCGAGCGCAACCAAUGUCACCGGAAAUGAUGCUAUGGUACCGACCGGCUCGGAUCGUUCUAUUA